Molecule: messenger RNA, 701 nt
Organism: Chroicocephalus ridibundus (black-headed gull)
Lineage: Eukaryota; Metazoa; Chordata; Aves; Charadriiformes; Laridae
Gene: GLRX
Product: glutaredoxin
Exons: 3
Coding region: 113-412 (99 amino acids)
Cellular component (GO): mitochondrion
Molecular function (GO): glutathione disulfide oxidoreductase activity
Source: RefSeq, a predicted model, not a curated record
AGGAAGGCACCCGUGUGGCUCAUAAAUAGCUGGGUCUGAGACCGCUGCUGUCCCGACCGCCUGUGAACCCUCUGGAGAAGGGCAGCGCUCCGGCUCACCUUGAAGCAGCAGCAUGGCUACCUACGUGAAGAGCAGGAUCAGGGACGACAAAGUGACCAUUUUUAAGAAGAACGGCUGCCCUUACUCCAGGAACGCCUUGGAGUUGCUGAAAUAUGUCUGCGCGCCUGAAUGCCUGCAAGAGUUUGAUAUUACUGGGUUGGAGGAUGUCCAGGAUUACUUACAGCAAACAACAAGGCAAAGAACCGUCCCUUGCGUGUUCAUCGGGAAACAAUGCAUCGGAGGGCUGUCCGAGCUGGAGAGGAUGAGCUGUAAGCUCCCUGCGAUGCUGCAGCGGAUCGGUGCUCGGAAGUAGCUGCGGGCGGUGACCUCUACCCAUUAUGCCUGCUGUUUCUGCUUUCGGGAGAGAGAUGACCACGAGCCAUGGCCGCCUCCUUUCGACAUACAUGCUUCUUGGACGUUCAAGGAAAUUCUUCUUUGCCACUUCCUUCUGUGGGAUCAAAUGCACCUUUUCUGCAAAUGCAGGUUUUUUUCCUUUCAUUGAUCAGUGCUUCAGUACGUCAAUAUCUCUUCAUGCUUUCUGUAGCUGUGGAAAGAGGUCCAGAGCAUGACCUGAUCAGCCCAAUAAAAUACACUUGCUCUAA